GCUCCAAACACAAUGCACUCGAUGUGCCCUCCAGAAACAGCUGGCUAAACGCUCCCUGUUCACAGCGUCCUACAACAGCCAAAGCGCUCUAUCUUCCCCGACUCUCACGGCAAGGCCUUGCCAGCCCGCGCUCUGCGUCCCACGGCCUGGCUCGCGUCCCAGCAAACAGGCGCGGUGGCCCGCCCGGCCGCGGUCAAGGUCUGGGUCCCGGUCUCGGCCGUGCCUGCGCCGCGCUCACCUUGCUCAGCUGCUGGUGGAUGAGCUGCUUCAGCUCGGAGGCUUUCUCCGGGGGCAGCGACAUGCCGGCGGCCGGCGCCUCCCCGCCGCCUCGGACGCCCUACCCGCGCGGCGCGCCCCAGCCCGGCCAGGAGCGUUAGUCGCGGCUGGCGCACAAAGCGGCGCGGCCGCUGGUCUCGCGCAGCUCCCGGGGGGGCGCGACGCCGCGUCAGACCCAGGGCUGGGCGGGAACCGAGGCCGCGGUGGCGGCGGUGCCAACUGCUUUCAAACGGUGGCGGACAAACUGGCUUCGGGGCUGUCUCCCGCGCCGCCUGAUCGUCGCCGCCUGCCGCCCACCCCCGCGAGGGCCCCGCGCCCCGCGACCGCAGCGCCCCCGUCGCCUUGCUCUUCCAGGGUCUCCGAACACACUACUCGCUCACGGUCCCUGGCCCCCCGCCGCCUCUUCCAGCCCUCCAGACCGGCAGGUGACUGGACGGGCCUUCGGGAAUCGGCGCCGAGGGACUCGAAGGACCCCGCCCGCGGCGCGCGGGGCUGCGCCGAGCUCGGGGUUCCGCCUUCCCGCGGCCUGCGUUCUUUCCAGGCGGCGCUUAGCUCUUCCUCCCGCACCACCGUGACAAUGUUUGUUCCCUGCGGGGACUCGGCCCCCGACCUCACCGGCUUCACCCUCCUGAUGCCAGCAGUAUCUGUUGGAAAUGUUGGCCAGCUUGCGAUAGAUCUGAUUAUUUCUACACUGAAUAUGUCUAAGAUUGGUUACUUCUAUACCGAUUGUCUUGUGCCAAUGGUUGGAAACAAUCCAUAUGCAACUGCAGAAGAAAAUUCAACAGAACUCAGUAUAAAUGCUGAAGUAUAUUCAUUGCCUUCAAGGAAGCUAGUGGCUCUUCAGUUAAGAUCCAUUUUUAUUAAGUAUAAAUCAAAGUCAUUCUGUGAAAAACUACUUUCCUGGGUGAAAAAUACUAGCUGUGCCAGAGUUAUUGUUCUUUCAAGCAGUCAUUCAUAUCACCGUAAUGAUCUACAGCUUCGUAGUACUCCCUUCCGGUACCUACUUACACCUUCCAUGCAAAAAAGUGUUCAAAAUAAAAUAAAGAGCCUUAACUGGGAAGAAAUGGAAAAAAGCCCACGCAUUCCUGAAAUAGAUGAUUCUGAGUUAUGUAUUCGUAUUCCAGGAGGAGGUAUCACAAAAGCACUCUAUGAUGAAAGCUGUUCUAAAGAAAUCCAAAUGGCAGUUCUGCUGAAAUUUGUUUCAGAAGGGGACAAUAUCCCAGAUGCAGUAGGUCUUGUUGAGUAUCUUAAUGAAUGGCUUCAGAUCAUCAAACCACGUUUACAGAGUGAUGACCCCACAGCAUCUUCCUUGCCAUGGAAAAUACCAAGUUCUUGGAGAUUACUCUUCGGCAGUGGUCUUCCCCCUGCCCUUUUUUGAUCUGUUUUCAGUUUGUGUCUUAUAUCCCAAGACACUUACUACUAACACAACUGUUAAACAUGCUGUACAAAAAUGUGUUUUAUCUGAGAAUGCAUUAGGUAAUAUUUACUUUUCUCAGAAAAUCUGGAAGAAAAAAGGAUUAACGAAAGGUCUUUUUGCCGUGCUUUUCGUCAUAUACAACAAAUGUAAAUCUUGUACAAUAAAAUUUUAUUUCCUAAGUAA
Cynocephalus volans (Philippine flying lemur) is the source of this 1876-nucleotide messenger RNA. It is a transcript of the gene PSMG2, whose product is annotated as proteasome assembly chaperone 2. Lineage: Eukaryota; Metazoa; Chordata; Mammalia; Dermoptera; Cynocephalidae. The transcript has 7 exons. The record is from RefSeq and is a predicted model, not a curated record. Gene Ontology annotation, biological process: proteasome assembly. Gene Ontology annotation, cellular component: nucleus; cytosol. The coding region runs from base 854 to 1654 and encodes 266 amino acids.